AUGCCGAAGAGGGGCCAUGCAAAGCGCCAAGGAGGGACGGCCUCCGCUGCCCACCGUGAUGCUUCUCAGGAAGAAGCCAACUCCCAGAACAAGCACAACUACGAACUGGACCUUCGCAUCAAGGAGCUCAUAGCUGAGAACAAGCAGCAGAGGCAAGGUGCCAAAGCGAGGAUCAGCCAGCUGGAGGAGCUCCUGCAAGAGAAAGAGAAGGAGCUACAGGACGAACGCCAAAAGAACGAGGCGAGAAUCUACCUCAAAGAGAAGCUGGAGGUAAAAGACAGAGAGAUUCUGAAACUCAAAAAACAGGUUCGGAGUCUCUCUGCGGGUCUUAAAGCUUCUCAGGACAUCCAGAGAGAUGAAAUCACAUCUCUGGAAGACAACAAAGAGCUGCAGCAGGUGAUGAUCUCUGUGGAGGAGCAGCAAAAGGAAAUCCUGAAACGCCAACAAGAGCUCGAGCAGAAGGACAAACUCCUGCAAGAGCAAAGGAUCGCUCUGGAGAAGCAGCAAGAAGGACUGCAGAAAAGUCAGCAGGAGCUCCAGCAAAAACAAAAGCAGCUGCACGAGGAGAAGAGCUCACUUGUCGAGCAGAAAAAGGAAAACCAGAGAGACAAGAAACAGCUCGAAAUGAAGAACAAGGAGCUGCAGGACGAGAAGAAGGCGUUUGAGCAGGAAAGAAAAGACCUGCAAAACAGUACAAAAGCCUCAGAGGACAUGAAGAAAGAGCUUCACGCCGGGAGGAAGGAACUUGAAGAGACUCGGAAAGUUCUGGAAUCUCAGGCUGUCCAAGUCAAGAAAGAGCAGACGGACCUGGAUGAACGCAAAAAAGCUCUGGACAAAGAACAGAAGGAAGUGGACGAGGUGAAGGAGAAAAUGAAGGAGGCUUACCUGAAGGAAAAAGACACAAAGAUACUGGAGAUGGAGGAGGAGAGCAGGAAGCUGGAACAAGAAAAAAUAGAAAUCCAGGAGAACAAUGCAAAACUGGAACGAGAAAAGAUGGAAAUGGAGGAUGAGAAUAAAGAACUCCGGCACAAGAACAAAAGACUGGAGCAAGAAAAGAUGGAAAUGGAGGUGAACAAUGAGAACCUCCAAAAAGAGAACAGAGAGCUGAAGCAGCAACAAGCACAGCUCGCAGACAGAAACCAAGAGCUGCACCAAGACCAGACCCAGCUCCAGAAUGAGGUCCCAGAGCUGGAGGUGACACCAGACGUGGAGGAGCAAAGGACGAAAAAGAAGAAGAAGGCGGGCUGUUGGAGAUGGUUGUUCAAGAAGUCGUGA
Stegastes partitus (bicolor damselfish) is the source of this 1275-nucleotide messenger RNA. Lineage: Eukaryota; Metazoa; Chordata; Actinopteri; Pomacentridae. The record is from RefSeq and is a predicted model, not a curated record.